CCUGUCUUUACUCGGUCUCAUAUGACUUCCGGGAGGGCAGUUCCAAAAAAUUAUAUUUUUAUGUUUUCUAAAUAAUUGUUCAGUAAUGCAUCAUGUUUUUCAGUGCUGAAGAUGACGAUCAAGAUUUUGUGUCAGGAGGGUCUAAAUCAAGGUUAGCUAAUUUAUUUGGUAUAGAUAAGCAGAGUUCCCAAGGUGGUAAUGAAUCAUUAACUUAUACAGCACCUAAACAGCCAAGGCCAAAAGAACCAGCACCACAAACUGAUGGGGCACCUGGUGUUUUGUUUGCAUCUGCAGUAAAUGCUUAUAAAUAUGUUGAUGGGAAGUAUGCUUCACAAGGUAAACUGGGAGCUGCAAUACUGGCUAACCAUACAUCACUGGACUACAGGAUUUUGUUGUAUGUAUCCAAGCAACAGCAGGUGACCAAUGCUAAAAUAACAACAGCAUUCACAUUUACCGUCCAGCCAAAUAACUAUGCAAUUAUAUAUGAUGAUAGUAGACUGACAUGGUCCUUAAAUUUUGAUUCUGAACAAAAUGUACAACUGUUUGCUAAAAAUGUUGCUCUUGCUAAAGCACUGAGUGCUGGAUCUGCCCUGGAAACUGUUAUUUCCCAAGACUUGAAUGUAGGAGAAGGUAGUAUCAGUGUAGAGACUGGUUCAUCGGUAGAGGUCAAAUAUACAGGCUGGUUACUUACCAACAAUACUUUUGGACAGGAAUUUGACAGUAAUGCCAAGUCAGAUAAAAUGUUUCGUUUCAAGACUGGGAAUGGAAAAGUUAUUAAGGGUUGGGACACAGGUGUUGUUGGUAUGAAGAAAGGAACUAAGAGAAUUCUAGUUGUCCCCCCUUCUCUUGGAUAUGGUAGCAAAGGAGCAGGAAGUAAAAUACCACCUAAUUCUACACUUAUAUUUGAAAUCACCAUUAUGAGGAUCAAAGGAGCUAAAGGGACAUCACCUAGUCCUUCUCCUGUCCCAGAUUCUACACAUAGCCAUGUUGAUGAUCAGGAGGAGCAUACUGUUAAAGAAAGAACAAAAUCCAUCUCAGAUCAGAUGUCGGGUACAUCGACUAGUAAAUCUGGGAAAGCCAGACUGAUAUCUAAGAUGGCUAAGAUGGGUCAGCCCAUAUUACCAAUGAUGGGAGGGGCCACACCUGUAGAGGUUGAGGAUGACAGUGGAGAGGAGGAGGAGGAAGGGUCUAUUGAACCCCAAUCCCCACAGCCUAUAGCAGAAAGUCCACCACAACAUCAUGCUACCAAACCAAAGUUUACAAAACCAAAGCCUGUCCAUGCUCAUCCAUCACAGCCCAUGGUACAGACAAUGCCUCAACAAUAUAUACAACAACAGCAACCAGGGAUGUCCCAACCAGCAUUUGUUCAGAAUUUACCAGUAGCCCAGCAGCUAGCAGUAUAUCAGCCUCAACAAGGAUUUACACAGCCUCAAAUGCAGCCACAAGCUUCAAUGGGUCAGUUCCCAGCAGGCCAGCCACCAAUGUAUAAUCCUCAAUUUCAACAACAACCAGAACAAUUACACACACAGUCGGUUGACAAAACUGCACCUGACACUCAGAUUUUGCCUGUGUUAACAGAGAAUAGACAGCAGACGACAGAAUUGAGAAUUAGUAUGGGCAAAGUCUCUGAUAAAGUAGAGAGAAUUUUGGAAAAGGUUGAGAGUAUGCAAAACCAACAAAAUGGUCAGCUGAAUUUACAGUCCACCCAACCUAACAUGGAAGCCUCUGUUUUGAUGCAUAACGUACAGAGAAUUGUCCAGGAAAACGACAGACUUAGAAAAGAUGGGUAUGACAAAAGUUCUAAAAUAGAAUCACUAAACAAUAAGAUAUCAGAACUUUUACAGACUAACCAACAGUUUGUAGAGAAGAGUCAGACAUUAAUAGAACAGAGAAAUGAAGGUUUUAUCUCAACAGCCUCACAGUCACAAGCUAGAGUACUGGCUCUAGAGCAGGAAAAGGUCCAGCUAACAACAGAAUUGGCCAAUGCCUCAUCUCUGUACAGUAAUCUACAAUUAGAAGUGACAAAUUUACGAAAGAAAGAGAUUGAAUACCAACAGAAAAUGGGGCUUUCAUCAAAUGAUUCUGUUAGGCUACAAGAGGAACUUGAGGCACUAAAAAAUCAGAAAAUUGAUGACAGUCAGAAAAUUACAGAAUUGUCAACAAAUUUUAAGGAAGAAAGACAGAGACGAAAACAUUUUGAGUCACAGAUUUCACAAAUACAGGAAGAGUUUAAUGAUAUCAAGUCAUCUAAAGAAAGCCUGGAAAAGAAUUUAAGUGACAGAAAGAGGAAAGCAACAGAAGAAAAGAGAGCGAUGGAAGAGGAAUUUGAAGAAAAUAAAGAACAAAUAGAGAGGGAAAUCCAGACACUAAGAGACAAAUUAAGAAAAGCCAAAUCUUCAACAGAUGUUGCUACAGCUGAACAAGUUUCACAAGUAGAGGAAGAAUUGAACAAAGAAUGGAAAGAAAAAUGUGAUAAAAUGAUGACAGCUCAACAAGAAAAACACAAAAGAGCUCUUCAGGAAGUGAGGCAAGAAAAUGAAGAGCUUCAAACUACCAUUCAGCAGCUUGAGAAAAAGAUAAAAGAGAUAAAAUCUUCAUCUGGAGGUACAGAAAGUCAGAUAACAGAAUUACAAGAACAGAUAGAAGAAAUGACAGCAUGGAAAGAAAAGUAUGAAAAUUUACGAAACCAAGCUACUGGUAUGAAAGAUAAAUAUGAAGAUAGAAUAAAUGAACUUGAAUCAGAAAAGGACCAAAUGGAAGAGGAAAGAGAUGAGGCUUUAGAGCGUGCCCAGAAACAACAGGAAGUAAGAGUGCCAUCUGGUGGUGGUGGUGGUGGUGACGCUUCUAAUCAAUCAGUUGUUGGAGAGGUUAAGAAGAUUAUGAAUACUGUAUAUCAGGAGCUGAAGAACAAGUUUGAUUCUGAUGAAUCCUAUACUGGUGGUGAUGUACUUGGUGCUAUACUCAACUCUAUAAAGUCCACAACAUUAAAACUGGUACAAAGUCAAAGUGCAACCCCAAAACAGGAGGUGCAGGAAGAGAGUGAAGAGGAGUCAGAAGAUGAAGAGGAUGAUGAUGACGAGGAUCAGGAUGGAGAUCAAGAUGAGGGAGUUCAGGAGCAAGAGAAGAAAGUUGUAGAUCAAGACGAGGAAGAUGAAGAAGAAUCAGAUGAAGACGAAGAGGAUGUAAAAGAUAAUGUAGAGGAAGAAAAAAAUGAUGUUGGUAAACCAGCAGAAACUGAUCAAACUCAAUCUGAAAAUACAGUACUGCCCAGUCAGGACCCUCAAAAUAUACCUGAAGAUUUACCAGAAGUAUCCAAUGAAAUGGAAAAUAACAUUGAAACUGACCAAUCAGCAGCCAGUAUUGUUGAAAAUUCUCAAGAAAAUGUUCCUGAGGUCAAUACAGAUAAAAAUGUUGUUAAAGAUGAACAAGAAAAGGAAAGAAACCAUGAUGAAAAGGAAAUAAUUAAUGAAACUAAGGAAGAAAAAAUAGCAGAUUCCAAUACUGAACCUAACAAAACUGAAAAUAAAAAGAACGUGGACAGUGGUUCAAAAGCUAAAGUAGACUUAAGUGAUUUUGAUAUUCCUAAAAUUGAGAAAAAUAAUAAACCUAUAGUACCUCCUGCUGCCUCUAUGGAGCCUCCACCUAUAUUUGAUGAAGAACCAACACAACAGAACAAUACAGACUCCUUGUUUGGAGAUGAUAAUCAUGUAGAAGAUACAUUAGGAAUAUCUUUUAACAAGGAUGAAACCAAAGAUUUAAAGAAAAAAUCAUCAAAAGUCGAUUUGUUAGAUGAUGAUUUGAAACCACAGCCACCACCUCCAUUGUUCGGUGAUGAUGACGACGACGAUGAUGAUUUAGAUUGGUUGAGUUAACACAAACUGUUAUGAACACAAUUUUAUGUGCCAAAACUGUGAUAGAACAUUCCACUAAGUGUUGUUAUGUAUUGAAAGCAAAAUUGCAUUAUUCAUUAAGGGGGAGGGGAUAAAUCAGGUCUAAAUGCCACUGAUGGUUGAGAGGUUGUUUCCAGAAGACAUGUUACUUUAAUAAAUCUAUUUUUUUCUUCUUCAUAUACAUGUAUACCAUGAUUGGUGAGAAUGUUUAUUAGAUAUAGUAACGGGUGGCUAUUUCAGACAAAAUUGAAUUUAUAUUCUAUUUAUUUUCAAAAUUUUAUUUCUAAAUCUUUGAAAACACUGAUUGAUGAGUGUAUUUUUUACAAAUACAUGUAGCUUCAUUGAAAAGUCUAUGCUGAUUAUACCUCUUGUAAAUGCCUAAAUAGAUGUGCAUUACAUGCCUGUCAACUUUUAAAAAUGCCCAUGGUGGUUUUACGUGCAAGAUGGCUGUCAUAGUCCUAAAGAACCUUCAAGGGGGCCUGCAUAUACAUAUUAAUGUUGUCUUUUGGCUUCUUCAUACUUUUAUAAGCCUAACGUCAUUGGAAAACUAAUUGUUUUGUUAAAAUUGUGGACAAAAUUGCUCUUUCAAAAUUUUAAUUUGGGUGCCUCCAUGGGGGAAAUCCCCCACAAAUAGUGACAGUUGGCAGGUAUGGCACUACCUGUCAGCAGUAGUUUUUUCAUGAGAUUUGAGAUUGAGAAGAUGUACAUAUAACUAGCUUAACUUGCUUAUCAUAGUACUAAAUUUUGUUUUUUCCUAUUUCUAAUUUGACAAUACAAUAAUCAUUUAAUUCCAAAUCCUUAUAAUAGCAACAUUUAUUAAGACAAAAAUCUUUUAGAAUAAAAUACAAUUGUUUUAAUACCUUAAUUACUGUGUACAAAUUUUGAUUUUUAGUAAUACUUUUCUUUGAAUUCAGAAAUUUUUUGAAAGCACUUCUUUUAUUAAUAAUGAAAGAUAAAAUAAAAUGGUAGAUUAAUUAUUGCCACAUCAAGGAAAGGUGCAUUUAAAUAAUAGUAUUACAUUUAAAAUGUGACUUUAUUUUUGAAAAAACUAUCCUGUAAUAAGUUUGCAAUAGUAACCACAUUGUAAAAAAAUUAUUAAUGUAUGGUAUUUAAGAAAACCCAUUGCUAUUGGGUGUUAAUUUAUGUUUCCAUAUACAUGUGGCAUAAUCAUAUUAGAUAUUUCAUUUAUGUUGACAAAAUGUCAGGAUUAAAAUGAUAAAAACCCAGGCUAUUUGAUGGUUGAUGGAUGAUAGGGGCAUAUUAAAAAGUUGGAGAUAGAAGAAAUAGAUCAAAUGUAUUGUAAAAUUUAAAUUCAUUUGUACUAACAUUUUGCUUUUUAAAAAAACAUUAAUUUAUUGUAAAGUUGAUUUGUUGUUGAAUGUAGAAUGAAAUUAAAAUUAGUGUAUCAGAAAUUAUUUCCCUUUAUUACAAGCAGCAGUGUUGGUGCUUUUGUUGUUUUAUUGUUUAAAUGUCAUACACAAUAAUGUGCAAUGUUAUAAAGAUUACAGAGUGAAUAAAUUAUUUUUAUGAGA
Messenger RNA from Mytilus trossulus (common blue mussel), 5422 nucleotides. RefSeq names its product FK506-binding protein 15-like. The transcript has 31 exons. Lineage: Eukaryota; Metazoa; Mollusca; Bivalvia; Mytilida; Mytilidae. Gene Ontology annotation, molecular function: peptidyl-prolyl cis-trans isomerase activity. The coding region runs from base 93 to 3872 and encodes 1259 amino acids. The record is from RefSeq and is a predicted model, not a curated record.